AUGAAUGAUACAGUUCAAAUAGGCCACAUUUACAGCCCUCUCACAGAUGGGAAUGAUGCAGUUAUAUUCGACUGGUUUGGUCGCUUGCAACACGCAGUUGAGACCCUCGAAGGGAUUUUCUUCAAGGUAGCUCAUGUAUUACUUCCGCAAGAAGGAUGUGCGCACGCAACCGAAUCUAGUAGUACCCAUAAGGGCUUCAUUGAGGGUUUGGAGUCAUUCACCGUCCCAAAAGGCUGGAAACAACUCUGGGUUUACACGGAUGACGAUCGCAUCACACGGCCCGUGAUUCAAAAAAUUGUCGAGCCAGAGCGCAACAUCGUCAUCUCAGAUCCUUGUGCCUCCCUCACUGGAACUCAGUUCACUGACAGUGGGUGUGGUGACACUGGAUUCGAUGAUGGGUUCAAUGAUAUUGGAUUUAAUGACACAUUUUUCGAUGAUGAUUUCAUGUCUGCUAUGAUUUCAUUCAAUGGCGAUUGGGUAGGUAUGGAUACAACAGCGUUCAGGGUUGGAUUCCCAAUGCCUGCUGUGGACAUGCUGCCUUCACCUCCUGCCCCAGCGAUCACGGAGUUACAUUUCCCAGUUCCUGCUGCAGCAGGGAUCGGUUCGGAAUAUGAUCCAGUGUCUCGAGGCUUCCCCACCUUUCUUCUAACACCAAUCACUGAUAUCGCCUUGGCGAACACCGCUUUGGUGACGCCGCACUAUGUGCUUUGCGAUCCGGACGUCUUCACUGAUGGUAUCAAGUAUGAUGAGAAAAGCCUUCAGAAAAACUUUCCUGUUGCCACUAUCUGCAUCUAUGAUGCCAAGAUCCUCGCUAGGCAGCACUUGAAUACUCACGGCAUAAAAAGGACAUUGUUUAAUUCAUUCUGCAAGGAUGGCAUCAUGGAGAUGGUGACAGUUGCAAAGCAUGCCGGUCGGCCGGUGGAGAGAGGCAUUAAGUGUUGGGAAACCGACGAGGUCAAACCCUUGGAUAUGGAGUGCAAACAGAUUAUUGACAUUAUAUACAAGGAAUGGGACAGAUUAGUCAGAUCACGGAAAAUACAUCUGGAUGGAUUCAGAUUGAACAACUAUGAUGCCAAGACGGUCAUACCAUACAUCGCUCAACUUACCGGUCUGAUGACCUGGAAUGAAAUAUUAUCGUUGAUUGCCGAUCCUAAUAAUUCUGGCACUUCAUAUCGUUACCAUUCACUAUUUCAUAUGUUUCCUACCCAGUAUCAGAAACUUCCGGAGCACUUGAUAGCUACUGCAUGCGGCAUGUAUGUGAUUUACUUUAGGCGUCGACUUCCCGGGCACCCGUCCGUCAACAUUUCAUCCACCGCAUUGGAGAAAGAAUCAGCAUCCCAGCUGCAAAUCCUCAGGACCGUCGGCCAGAAUGCGAGCGUGGACUUGCAAGCCCAAGAGCUGAAUUCAUGGAUCAACACUUGGGAUGGCCCGAAUGGCUGGCUGGAAGACCUGUAA
This is a messenger RNA of Suillus discolor, 1455 nucleotides long. RefSeq lists its product as uncharacterized. The transcript has 11 exons. Lineage: Eukaryota; Fungi; Basidiomycota; Agaricomycetes; Boletales; Suillaceae. The record is from RefSeq and is a predicted model, not a curated record. Bases 1 to 1455 code for a protein of 484 amino acids.